AUGACCGUCUCUGAGUAUGACGUCGGUGCUCCUGCAGCACAGCUAAGAAACCUGGUGUAUGAGAUUGCUGUCGAAGAAUCUCAUACCCGAAAGGACAUCCUAUAUCGACCAAAAACCACGCCUCAUCAAGGAGGAUACCUUGGCCUUACUCAGGCGUGCCGUACAACUCGUACAGAGUUCAGACCGCUCUAUCUUGGACGCCAAACCGUGUCUAUCCACUUUGGCGAAGCCCAACUUUACCUUGACACCUUCUAUCCAUUCACGCAGACGGAUGCUGACGGUGUUUGUCUCGACAUCUUACUCCGGACUAGAAAAGAGCAUAAACGCGACUAUCCGACAGAACUGGGCCCUUUGUUGCGCAGAUUGCUGGGCAGUCCUCAGGUUCGCCUUUCGUUUCAGCAUACUGCCGCUAAUGAGGGAAUGUUUAAUAUCGUCUUUACCGAGCACGCCAUUGCCUGGAAAGAAGCUCUGCGAGUUGACAUCGAAAGCAUAUACACUCACCACGACCACUUUGGUAAUAUGCAGCUCACUUUCAAGCCAACUUCAACCCUACCUUGGCUUCCUAGGUCCCCAGAGGAUUCACUCAUGAUGAGUCAACUGCCCGAAGAGAGCGUCCCCUACUUCGAACAACUCGGUUUCGUGGACCCAUUCGAAAUACAAGGAGUUCGCAUAACCAAAGAAUGA
This is a messenger RNA of Parastagonospora nodorum SN15, 684 nucleotides long. RefSeq lists its product as hypothetical. The coding region runs from base 1 to 684 and encodes 227 amino acids. The record is from RefSeq and is a predicted model, not a curated record. Lineage: Eukaryota; Fungi; Ascomycota; Dothideomycetes; Pleosporales; Phaeosphaeriaceae. The transcript has 2 exons.